AGAGUGUGACAGAAAGAGAGAGAGAGGGGCUUAGAGAUGUAUGAUAUUUGGUGGCUUCUCCAAUGGUGGGACGACUGGCAGCUCCGCAUUCUCGUCCUGGGCAGCCUGGCCAUUCAAUGGUUCCUCCUUCUGGCUGCCCCUAUGCGCAAGUUCACCAUCCCGCACUUCCUGAGGACAUGCAUCUGGCUGGCAUAUAUAUCCAGCGAUGCACUGGCCAUCUACGCGCUCGCCACCCUCUUCAAUCGCCAUGCAAGAGCUAGCAAUAACUUGUGUGGCCCUGCUGCGAGCAAGCCGCAGCAGCCGAGCAGCAUCCUGGAGGUCCUAUGGGCUCCGAUCCUCCUCAUCCACCUGGGUGGGCAGAAGGAAAUGACGGGCUACGCCAUCGAAGACAACGAGCUGUGGACGAGGCACACCGUGACCUUGGUGUCCCAGGUCGCGGUCGCCUUGUAUGCCUUCUGCAAGUCCUGGCACAGCUCAAGCGACUGGAGGCUGUUGGUGGUCGCCGUUCUCCUCUUCAUCGUCGGUGUCGCCAGCUUCAGCGAGAAGCCAUUCGCCCUCAACAGAGCUAAAAUCAAGACACUAGCGGCUGUGUCGGCCUGGGUGCAAGGGCAAAGGAAGCCUUCCAAAUGGACGGAGCGCAUACACCAUUUUUUCAUGUUCGAGGAGAGCAGCUGCUUCAGUCUCUCAGCUCCAGCUCCAGCCCCAGCUCCAGGUGGGGAGGACGAGGCCAGCAGAAAUCAUUCGUUGCUGCAGCGAUGGUGCGGGAAGAAGGAUGGAAGGAGCCAGCGGCGGAAACCGGUGGCCUUGACAGAGGCGGACAAAGUCUUGAUGGUGCUUUCAGACAUGUCACUGCUAGCUGCCGCCAAUGAGAUGGUAGCACGAGGGAGAGCUAUCAGUGUGGGAGACAUUCUACCGCCUCUCACCGUCGCUGAGAAAGUCUUGCCGCGAUGGCUGCGGAAUGCAUUUGCCUUCAUCUACACCAGAGCUACUGUGGUUGUCACCCCUCUCUACCUGCUCUAUCAUCUGUUGCUAGUCCCCAUCCUGCACAUCGCUGCCCUGACCCUAUUUGCAUCGAGCGACAAGCACCCCUACAAGCGAGCUGACGUGAAGAUAACAUACAUCAUCCUGUGCCUCACUGCCGCGCUGGAUGUGUUCGCGUUGUUCAUCCGCCAGCUGCUAUACCGGCUCAUGUCCAUGACAGGAGUUCCGGCACUGUGCGAGACGGUACCCAGCUUUAACGUCAUAGACGCUGCUAUUUGGGAAGCUGACAAGAGCAUCGGGUGGGUAUAUAAGUGUGCCAGCCGCAUGGGCAUCAACUGCUAUUGCUUCUCCAGGCCUCAACAUGACGAUGAACUGUAUGCAAAAGUCGCACAAACCGUGAUUACCGAUUUGGUGGAUGCACGAGACCGAGACCUUGCCAGUUACAGGACCUUUCAAGAGACUAACACCAAUGGCAACUGGGCUCUAAGCAAGGAGCUGCAAGAGAUCUGUGGCGUGGAGAUAAAGAAAAGCUUGUGCUCGGUUUCAUUCGACCGUAGCGUCCUGCUAUGGCACAUCGCUACCGAUCUUUGCCGCCGCUGCACUGACGAUGCCGCCUCGGUCGAUGAUCGAGGUCAGGAACAAAAGGAAGAAGAAGAAGUGGGAGUAGCUACAGAAGAAUUAGAAGGAGCUGAAGGAGGAACCGGAGCAGAACAACACCAAGAACAUCACAGGGGUGUGAGGGACCCAGCAUUGCGGCUUCAUAAGGAGUGCACAAUUGCAAUAUCGAACUACAUGGCACACCUGCUCAAUGUCAACCCCGACAUGUUGCUGACUGGAAGCAGGCACCAUCUCAUCUCCGAAGCCGUGAAGGAACUACAAACAUACUCGUUUUUGUUCAAGAAGAAAAGGAAGUUUAAGCUGAGCCCAAGAGAGAUAGAUCUCAUUGUCGCCAGGGAGCAGUACAAGUCAGCCGAUGGAGAUGCGAGCCUAGCUUUCCACACCAAAGAGGCAUGCAAGCUUGCAAAAGAGUUGUUGCAGCUGGACGACGAUACCCGCUGGAUGCUCAUGUACCGUGUGUGGCUGGGCAUGCUAUGCUACUCCGCCAGCAUGUGCAGGGGUUACCUGCACGCCAAGAGCUUGGGUAACGGCGGAGAGUUCCUAUCUUUCGUUUGGCUUAUGCUCGUGCUCAAGGGGGGCAAAAGUUUGGCCGACAAGCUUCAGAUGCCGUCCGAGACUUAAUCUAAAGCUGGAUUGCUUGGUUGUGUGUGGUUGAUUUAUUUACUUGUUUGUUUUCUAUCACUAUAUUUCAUAAUACAAGCCGAUUUAGCUAAAUAUUUUAAUUUGCAAACACGGUUUGCAUUGUGUAAUGGAGGUGAUGCAUGCUAUGGUACUUGGA
Messenger RNA from Lolium perenne, 2377 nucleotides. RefSeq lists its product as uncharacterized. Lineage: Eukaryota; Viridiplantae; Streptophyta; Magnoliopsida; Poales; Poaceae. The record is from RefSeq and is a predicted model, not a curated record.